GUUCACGCCUUUCUAGACCUAAUCUACUAUUUUUCAGUUUUCAGUUCCUAUUCAGUACUUCUUCCCAACUGUCGGUUCUUUAGUUCUUCAGACAGUAGUUCUAAGUUGUCGGACGGCAUUCGGCAGCACGGUUCAAUCUCCGGCUAGCUUCCAGGAAAAACAAAUUUGGGUCUUGUGCAGCCGAAACUUUAGGGCCGCACUGGAAACAACAAGGAGUAUAAUGUUGGCUGGCUCUCGUAUCUCCCACCAUAUACGAGAGUGUAACAGUUACCACCACGCUUAUCUCCAUCACCAGCACAACCAACACCAACUAGGGCUAAGGUUUGGAUUUGGUUUGGUUUUUUGCCCCAGUACAUCAGUCCGUCCCUCAUAUUUAUUGGCGAACUCCUCUUCUUCCUCUCAUCCUCAUUAUUCUUCUGUUCGUAAGACUGGGCUUACGUUUAUUGGUCGAAUUCAGCCUAAAUCCUCUCGCAGUGAAACUACUGUAAUCUCCAAUUGCUUCAGCCAAUGUGAAGAUGAUCAGGUGUCUCCACCAGAAAGAUUAUCUCCUGUGGCAGGAGGAAUAGUGGCAUUAGGGAAGUUUGAUGCCCUACAUAUUGGUCACCGUGAACUUUUAAUACAGGCAGCAAAAGUUGGAGCUCCAUUUCUUUUAUCAUUAGCUGGGAUGGCUGAAGUACUUGGUUGGGAAUCCAGGGCUCCUAUAGUUGCCAAAUGUGACCGAAAACGAGUUCUUUCGGAAUGGACCCCACUUUGCGGCGGUAAGACACCUGUAGAGUUCGAGGUUCAAUUUUCUAAAGUUAGACAUCUAACCCCACGUCAGUUUGUUGAAAAAUUGGCAAAGGAACUUGGUGUCCGUGGAGUUGUGGCAGGUGAGAACUACCGUUUUGGAUAUAAAGCUUCAGGCGAUACAUCAGAGCUUUUGAGGCUCUGUGAUGAUUAUGGUUUGGAAUCAUACAUAAUAAACUCAGUUAUGGACAAAAACCAAGACCCAAAAACCAUAACCUCAAACUCUAGUAGUUCAAAAGAACGAGGUCAAGUCUCAUCGACCCGAAUCCGUCAUGCUCUUGCAAAGGGAGAUAUGAAGUAUGUUUCGGAGCUGUUGGGUCGUGACCAUCGUCUAUUGUUGUUGACAGUUAAACAUGAGAACCUGUGGGUAUACAAUGAGCAUAGGUUGUCUAUCCCAAAAUCUUGUAGCUUAAAUCUUAUGCCGAAAGAGGGUGUUUACGAUAGAUGCUCGCUUCUUGUCGGUGAAACCGUUGUGAUGCCAUGCAGAGUAGUUGUGAAAACGACCGAUAUUCUUUUGGAAUUCGAAAAAGUAGUAGAUAACUGUUUUCUGGAUGGUUUGUAUGAUUUUGAAUGUGUAGGUGUUGAAUUUAAGUCAGGUUCUUGAUCUUAUUAAUUAUUUUUUUUGAGUUUUUGGUUAUUCCUUGGUAUCUUUAUUUAUCAAAUGUUAUCAUCCCCAUGGUAAAUAUUGUUAUACCUUAUUUGGCCAAAAACUUGGCUUUUCUAUAAAAUUUAUGCACUUUACUUC
Impatiens glandulifera is the source of this 1531-nucleotide messenger RNA. Its product is annotated as FAD synthetase 2, chloroplastic-like. Gene Ontology annotation, molecular function: protein C-terminal S-isoprenylcysteine carboxyl O-methyltransferase activity; FMN adenylyltransferase activity. Gene Ontology annotation, cellular component: endoplasmic reticulum. Gene Ontology annotation, biological process: C-terminal protein methylation; riboflavin biosynthetic process. The record is from RefSeq and is a predicted model, not a curated record. Lineage: Eukaryota; Viridiplantae; Streptophyta; Magnoliopsida; Ericales; Balsaminaceae. The coding region runs from base 221 to 1390 and encodes 389 amino acids. The transcript has 6 exons.